GCAGGUAUAGGUCCAUUCUCAAAUGUACAAGGAAUAGCGCAGGAGUGAUCAAUAGGGAGUUAGAGGUUGAUUACCGGUACUUCGCAGCAUGAGUCGUCGAGACGUCCUCAGUCUUUUCAUCUCCCUUACAACCCGCCCUCACAGCCGCUGCCCUUUCCGACUUCAGAAUUUGUCUCGCAGAGCCUCAACCUCGAAUUCGCCUCCGACAGAGAAAGCCCGGGUCGAUAUCAAGAAGCCUACAAUUCCCCUCCAUGUCGGUCUGGACCGAAACCCCGAAAAUCUCUCUGCCAUCUCGAGGAUUCCAAUCCCACGAGGAGUGACCGGCGAGAAAUUCACCCCCUCGGUCCUUGCCCGCCCGCUCGGUCUCGAACAUCCCCCACGACCCGGUCAAAAUAGUCCUGUUGACAAUCGCACCCUCCGUGAAAGACACGAAGAAUUCACAAGCUAUGAGAAGGCUCUCGAGCGCCGGCGGGUUUACUUGCGGACGUUCUUCCGACCAUAUUUCCAAGAAUGGCGGCGAGUUGAUCAUUUUAAGGGAAAGAGUUUUGUCUCGAAUCCUCGUCUAUUCAAACGCGAAAGGGCUCUUUAUUUUCCCAAUAUCUGGGGCCGAACUCUAGCCGCCGAUGGUGAUGGGCCCCAAGGUGGACGAGACACCACUCCGGUGCUCAUGGGCAAGAUCUCUGUCAUAGCGAUGCAGUCUGGUCAUUGGGCGGAAGAACAAGUUGACACCUUCGUCAGCGCCAAAAAUAAUCCGGAACUGAGCAAAAUGAUCGAGGAAAGCAAUGGCCGCUUGCAGCGGGUGGAUAUCAAUCUCCAAGGCGACUGGGUCCGUGCUCUGCUCGUGAAGAUGUUCAGCGGACGUCUGAGAAAGACCAUACCAGAGGAGCGGUGGAACAAGUACUUUAUGAUCAAGUUGCCUCGCGAUAUUCGUCGCGGACUCAAUGAUGAGGUGCGCGACGCGAUUGGUCUACUCAAUUCUCAGGUCGGCUAUGUAUAUCUCGUGGACUCCAGCUGCAAAAUUCGGUGGGCAGGGAGUGGUCAUGCAUGGGAAGGUGAGGUGGAAAAUCUGAAUGCAGCAGUUCGGAGACUGCUUCAAGAAGAACAAAAUCUGGGACAAACAUCCUCCCAAACCAUUUCAACUCGCCCAAGGUCCGCUACUCCACAAUCAAAAGUACCAACGCCCGAGAUCGACAGGUCGAAAGCUACCAUGAACAAGGGCAAUGCGAUAUCCGCAACUAUCACAACAUGAUUCCAACACCAAAAGCGACCGCCAAAGGAAAAGCUGCCUGAUGCUAUCACCAACAUUUACCCAAGACACGCGUUAUUGCUCACAAUUUUCAGGCCUCGUCCUAGAUCGCAUGCGGGAGAAUCAGCAAUUGCAUCUUGCCGUGGAACGCCCGCCUUUUGUAUAACCCUUGUACAGAGGCUCACAGGAGUGAAACUUACCCACACUUCGGACACGGCUGAUCUGCCUCCGCCCCGUCGAGGAUCUCAUGCUGAACUUUGCAUUUCUUCAGAUCCAUCAGUUUGACACCGCCAGCGCCCAGAGGGAAUUUCUUGGGGCUUGAGGCUUUGUCGCACAAUGAGUGAACAUAAUACGGUGCUGGUCUGGCUGUGCCGGGACAGCAGCUAAAGUGGUAGGUGUAGUAUAUGCACAUGUCAUCCGAUGGCCGUCCGGAAAUGGAGUUUUGGGGAGAGUGAUAUGGGUGAUGGCUAAAGAUAUGUUCGGUACUUUUUGCGGGGCGAAGAGUGUGAGAAGAUUGGAAGAAUGGCGAAAGGUCGAUUGCCAGAGUGAGCUUGUCAGGCAGAUUCCGGUGAGCGCUGACAAGGACUGUGGCAACUAUGGUCCAGUGCCUUCGAUAUCUGCUUGCAACAGAUGGUUUUGCUCAGUGUUGUCGUUGGGGGUCUGAAAAAACUGGGGAGAUUGAUAUUCCAUAUCCUUGAAGGCGAUAGUUUGCUGUCGCCGUUCGGACAGGCCUCUCGCUUUGACUCUGUCUCACAGGUUUUGGCGUAUGCCCAUGCCCAUGCCCGUUGUUCUUCGGAGACAGCAACACGAAUCCAAAUGCAGAAUUCCGGUGGCGGGUCCUGGCACAGACGUUUGCGGCCACAAACACAACCGUUCUGGUGUCGUUCCUUCUUGUUCUGUUCCCUUUGUUAUGACGCUGGCGGUGGACCCGGCACAGGCUACUCAAUGGAGAAGGUCUGUGCAAUUCCGCCUGGAGUAUCCUAACAAAGAGGCGGACAGACAGAGAAAUCAAUAUACCGUGAUAUCAAGGUGUCGGCGCAAAGUCGCAAAGUCGAGACAAGCAGGAUAUGGUGGGGAUUGGGAUGCUUUGCGGCCAGGCGAACAAGGAGUGUUCUAGUCUUGCAGGAUUGGCAGGAUAGUCGUUUAUUUCCAGGGCCAAGAUGGGUGGGGAGGGAAUAGAAAAGGUAUGAAUAGAUUGACGAGGGCCAGGGAAGGGAUAUUCUGAGAGAGAUGGUAGAAAGUCGCCCGUCCGACUCGGGGAAGGUGGAUGAAUUUUUGUUGUAGAGAGGUAGCCAAUCGCCAAAUCUAGUCCACUCCUACAAGGGUCAAUGACGGGUUUGGCGACAACAGAAGGGAAAAGAAAAGGGAAGGGGAAGGGCACAGAUCCAAAAGGCAAAGAGAUUGAGAGAGAAAAGAAAAAAAAACUGCCCUUAGAGGAGCGUAG
Cladophialophora immunda is the source of this 2690-nucleotide messenger RNA. RefSeq lists its product as uncharacterized. Gene Ontology annotation, biological process: mitochondrial proton-transporting ATP synthase complex assembly. Gene Ontology annotation, cellular component: mitochondrial inner membrane. The record is from RefSeq and is a predicted model, not a curated record. The coding region runs from base 89 to 1249 and encodes 386 amino acids. The transcript has 2 exons. NCBI's taxonomy places the organism in Eukaryota, Fungi, Ascomycota, Eurotiomycetes, Chaetothyriales, Herpotrichiellaceae.